UAAAAACUUGAUUCAUGGCAUGGAAGCUUAUGUCUCGCUGGAUCGAAAUUCGAGGAAGAUUUUUGAGUUCUAGUACUCUUUAAAAGUAAUUAAAUCAAUUAUUCAAAUUCAAGCCAUCAGAAGGAAUCUGCCAAGGAAGCCCUAAGUUAAGGUGCUGUUUAAGGACCUUCCCCUUUGAAAAUCGUGGGGGUGUUCUUUGAGGCAACACAGGUCCCAUUUAUAUGGUCGCGGGUACCCGAGAUAACCCUCCCCACUGAGGCAACUUUAUCAAGUGUUUGCAUGUGAAAAUGUAGCCUCUGAAGGCCGAGUGAAAGUUGACCCUACAUGAUUAUUCAUAACUCUUAUUGAAUAAUCAAAAAUACAAAUAUUCCUCUUUGUAUAAGUUUCCCUCAGUCAUUUGAUCACAGUGGGUUUUGCCGAGUUAAUUUUCCCCCGCCCCUGAACCAGAAGCAUAUCGUCUAGUUCUGGGUGACAUGCUUCUAGUAGAACAAAUUGCGUCACCCUGACGACAUAUAUCCGCGCAGAUCCACGCGCAUGAGGUGGGCUCUCGUGUGGAUGUUGUCCUGUUGCGGGAUCAAAUGGCGACAGUUGCAAGAUUCUCUUACGGAUUUUUCACAGCGAUGGCAGCGAAUGAAAACCAGGGCGCUUAUAUGUAGUUUUAUGCUCUGAGCUAAUGGAAAAGGUAGAUGCGAAGACAUUAAACACUACAAAAUGAAAACUAAUUCCUUCGGUUUCAAGUUUUUACUUUCCGUCAUGUUUGUUAUCCUGGUGCUAUUAUGGCAAUUGCAGAACAACAACCUUUCAAAUCGCAAUAUUUCCAUCUACAAACCUGCCAUGAAGAAUCCACAAAGACGAAAAGUGAAUUACACAUUACAUAGCCCCACGAAGUCUUGGCUCAUCAUUUACUGGUCAACAUUUUUUGGAAAGGGUACACAUCUUCGAAAAAGUUGGAAGAAGGAUAAAUGCCCAGUACCAUGUGAGGUAACAAGCGAUAUAUCUCGAGCAGAUAAGGCAGACGCUUUUGUCGUCCAUGCUAGAGAUCCACACAUGCUUCCUCCUAUAGAAUCUGUGCCGUGGAUUCUACAAACACGAGAAAAUCCGGUGUACACACCCUGUUUAACCAACGCCUCUUUUAUGUCUAAAUUCAACGUAUUAAAAAGCUAUCGCUUGGAUUCAGACUUUCCUGAUCCUUCUAUUUUGUUGCCCGAGCUAACACCGCCGAUUCCUUUUAAAGAUAAAACUGGGCUCAUCAUGGCAGCAUUCACACAUUGUGAGCCUGUGCGUACAGAAUACAUGAGACAGUUGAUGAAGUUUGUGCAGGUCGAUUCUUAUGGAGCCUGUCUUAAGAACGCUAAGGGCCUGGAAGCGAAGUAUUUUAAAGGAAACGGCACGACCUUCAUGUUUAAACAACGCAAAACUGAACUGGCCAGAAACUACAAGUUUACCUUGGUAUUUUUUAAUCAGGACUGUGAUUACUUUGUCGAUGAUCAACUAACCCAUGCAUGGAAUGCAGGCUCGGUUCCCGUUGUGAUGAGUACAGAUCAACUAAAUGAGUUCCUUCCAGGAAAUCUUAAACAUUCCGUUAUCAAAGUGCGUGAUUUCAAGAGCCCAAAACAUCUGGCUGAUUACCUGAAGCGUCUUAGUAAUAAUGAAAAUAAGUAUAGCAAAUAUCUAGAAUGGAAAUGGAAAGGUUAUGGGAAUAUCGCUGGAACUGUUAUUGGAGACUUCUGGAAGCCAAAGUAUCUAUUGUAUUGUCAAGUCUGUGUUGCACUUUCACAAGGCCAAGUAUAUAAAGAUGGUCUUAAACCAAUGUCAUGCAAGACAAGGACUUUUGAAGACUGGGGAAUAACAAAAGGAGGCUAGCUUUGAAAAUAAGAAUUUAGAAGAAGAAAGAGAAAUAGAGCUUAAGACUGAAAGUGUGAACUAGAAGGGACAGAACAAGUCCUCGAUACAUAGAAUUGAUGUGAGUAAAGGAAAGUAUACACUGACGCAAUAAAUAAAAAUGUAAACCAUUCUGUUGUUGUUCUGGCGACGUUGGAGUACCUCUGCUCCGAGAGCUUCAACCCCCUACAUAAUAUUACCAAAUGUACAGGGAUUGUCGUUAUAGAUCGUUUUCACUGUCACGCAAUA
Molecule: messenger RNA, 2130 nt
Organism: Orbicella faveolata
Lineage: Eukaryota; Metazoa; Cnidaria; Anthozoa; Scleractinia; Merulinidae
Product: GDP-fucose protein O-fucosyltransferase 4-like
Cellular component (GO): membrane
Molecular function (GO): alpha-(1->3)-fucosyltransferase activity
Source: RefSeq, a predicted model, not a curated record